This is a messenger RNA of Felis catus (domestic cat), 455 nucleotides long. It is a transcript of the gene H2BC6, whose product is annotated as histone H2B type 1-C/E/F/G/I. Gene Ontology annotation, cellular component: nucleosome. Bases 29 to 409 code for a protein of 126 amino acids. NCBI's taxonomy places the organism in Eukaryota, Metazoa, Chordata, Mammalia, Carnivora, Felidae. The record is from RefSeq and is a predicted model, not a curated record. The transcript has a single exon. Gene Ontology annotation, molecular function: protein heterodimerization activity; structural constituent of chromatin; DNA binding.
UCUCCUUUCGGAAAACGACAAAUUUGAAAUGCCUGAGCCAGCCAAGUCCGCCCCGGCCCCGAAGAAGGGCUCGAAGAAGGCGGUGACCAAGGCGCAGAAGAAGGACGGCAAGAAGCGCAAGCGCAGCCGCAAGGAGAGCUACUCGGUGUACGUGUACAAGGUGCUGAAGCAGGUGCACCCCGACACCGGCAUCUCGUCCAAGGCCAUGGGCAUCAUGAACUCGUUCGUCAACGACAUCUUCGAGCGCAUCGCGGGCGAGGCGUCGCGCCUGGCGCAUUACAACAAGCGCUCGACCAUCACGUCCCGGGAGAUCCAGACGGCCGUGCGCCUGCUGCUGCCCGGGGAGCUGGCCAAGCACGCCGUGUCCGAGGGCACCAAGGCCGUCACCAAGUACACCAGCUCCAAGUGAGUGCUGGGAGGCACGAUCCAACCCAAAGGCUCUUUUCAGAGCCACA